This is a messenger RNA of Aedes albopictus (Asian tiger mosquito), 6743 nucleotides long. RefSeq lists its product as uncharacterized. Gene Ontology annotation, molecular function: nucleic acid binding. NCBI's taxonomy places the organism in Eukaryota, Metazoa, Arthropoda, Insecta, Diptera, Culicidae. Gene Ontology annotation, biological process: DNA integration. The record is from RefSeq and is a predicted model, not a curated record. The coding region runs from base 1 to 6255 and encodes 2084 amino acids. The transcript is spliced from 3 exons.
AUGCCGAAAAAGAGUAAGAAUUGCGCGGGUGUGAAUCAGUCAAUCGCGGAUAAGAGCUGGAAGUGCGGUGACUGUCUAGCCGAUUGGGACGGCACCGAUGUAACAUCAAAAUCGGGAGUGUCGUUUAAUGAAUCGUCAGUGAGUAAAAGUAGUAGUCGUGCAUCUCAACGAUUGCAGCUCAGCCUGCAGCAUCUAGAGGAACAACGUAAGCUGAGUAAGUUGCGGGCGGAGGAAGAGCUGCAGAUGAAACAAAAAGAAGAAGAAGCCCGACUGAAGAAGCUGCAAAUGGAAGAAGCAGCGAAAUUGAAGCAGCUGGAUGACGAGCAGGAAUAUUUGAAGCAGCGGUACACUCUGUUGAUGCAGAUAGCGGACGAAAAGGAUGCAUCUAGUAAGCGAAGUGGAGUCAGCGGAAAAAGUCGACGAACCGGAGUAAGCGUGAAAAGUAAACGAGACCAGUUGGAGAAGUGGUUGAAGGGAGCUGUGGUGGACGAAUUUGGACAAUCGAAGCCGUCGUCGUCUGGAGAUCAAGCUGCCCUGCCGGUUCAUACAGUUAGUGAAUCAGUUCAGCCGGCCGUUGUGACUAGAGAGUCGCAAUUACCAGUAGUUUCAUUGCCAAAUAGUUCGUCGCAGUUUUCUGUUCCGUCGAACGUGAAUCCACUGUGUCCUGCUUCGGGAACCAUUGGAAAUGUUCCAACGCUGGCGAAAUCCUAUGAACAGCUGUUAUCUGGGCAAGGAGUUUCCAUGGUGUCGUCUGUUCCGGUAUCAGCAGCGGAACGUUUCGUUUCUUCAGUUCCGCAACGACCAGUAGCUUCGUCAGAUAUCAGCGCAAUUCUUCCGAGAUUGUUGGAUAUUCGAGUCGGAAACACCAAUUCUGUGGCGGUGACGUUACCCACAGUCACUUUCGCUGCACGGGAUACAGUAGUGUCCUCAGCUCCAUGUACAGCAUCGCAAUCCUGUGUUGGUUCCAGCGGUCUGAUGCCAACAGUUUACGGAGGUCAUCCGUACUACACGGCCGCUCCAAUGGCGCAUCUAGCACCAACGAAUGCAGUAGCUUCUGGAGAUUUCGUUCGAGUGAAUUCAUCGCAAAGCUGUUUCGGUAGUGUUCCACAUCCAGAAGUUCCGCAUAGUUCAGCAGUUCUCCACGGGAAUGCACCCUUAGGUUAUUCGUCGACCUCUCCAAUAAUGAAUGCCUUUGGACCAUCAUCGGCUGGAGCCGGAUUGCCGAAUGCAACUCAAUCGAGUCCUGCAGUGGGACCAACUAGUGCCCAACUUGCGGCGCGACAGGUAAUGCCCCGUAAGUUGCCCAAGUUCAAUGGCGAUCCCCAGGAGUGGCCUAUCUUCUACAGUUCCUUCAAGAACACUACGGAGGUAUGCGGAUAUACCGAUGCAGAGAAUUUGGCCCGUCUACAGCGAAGUUUGGGAGGUUCUGCAUUGGAAGCCGUACGAAGUCGCCUGCUGUUACCAGCGUCAGUUCCGUAUGUGAUUGAAACGCUCCACAAACUCUACGGGCGACCGGAAAUUCUGAUCAGUUCGCUUCUGAAGAAAGUGAGGAACGUGCCAGCCCCCAAAGCGGAGAACCUGAGUUCGAUUGUGGCUUAUGGUUUGGCCAUUCAGAACUUGGUCGAUCACAUCAUCUUGGCCGAUCAGCAAGCACAUUUGGCGAACCCAAUGCUGCUUCAGGAGUUGGUCGAUAAGUUGCCCACAUCUCUCAAGAUGCAGUGGGGAACCUACAAGCAAGGCGUUGCAUAUGUCAACCUGGCGACAUUCAACGGUUUCAUGGCAGGCCUUGUGAACUUGGCGUCGGAGCUCACUAUCGACGUGGACUGCGCACAGAACCAGCAUAAACAAGUUCGCGCGGAGAAGCCGAAGCCAAGGGAGAAGUUGUUCACUCACGCCAACGAAUCGUCCGAUGCAGCCAAGAAGGAAAAGGACACGUCGACAGAAAGGUCUGUUUCAAAAGCCUGCUCGUAUUGCGGAAAGGACAAUCAUCAGAUCCUGAACUGUUCCAGUUUCAAGUCUUUGGAUAUCGGAGCGAGGUGGAAAGCAAUGCGUCAGAAGAACCUGUGUCGUCUGUGUUUAGUUCCUCAUCGGAAAUGGCCAUGCCACUCGAAAAAGGAGUGUGGCGUGGACGGCUGUCGUUUUCGUCAUCACAUGCUGCUGCACAGUAACCAGACAAGCCGAAGCGAAUCCGCUGAGACAACGAAGCCAACAGAAGCGGUGCAGCACAACUACCACCACACGAAGUCGUUUUCUCUCUUCCGUUAUCUGCCAGUCACGAUUUACGGAGACGGGAAACAGGUAGAAAUCUACGCGUUUCUGGACGACGGAUCAUCGUCUACGUUACUGGAAGAAGCAGUUGCAGUUCAGUUGGGGAUUGAUGGAGAGCCGGACAACCUUUGGUUAGGAUGGACAGGGAAGAUCGGCAGACAAGAGAAGAGCUCCAAAAGGGUCAACGUGGAGAUUUCCGGAGCUGGGAAACAAAAUACCUUCCAGUUGAGCAACGUACGGACGGUGCGUGAGCUAGGACUUCCCAGUCAAACGUUGAACUAUUCCGAUCUGUCAGGAUCCUAUCCACAUCUACAAGGUCUUCCCAUCAGCAGUUAUUCGAAUGCGAAACCCAGAAUGAUCAUCGGCAUCGAGCACGUUCAUCUCCUUACCAGUCUGAAGCUUCGCGAAGGCGGGAGAAGCGAUCCAGUCGCAACGAAAACUCGUCUCGGCUGGUGCGUCUACGGAAGAAAUUCUGGAAGUGAAGGAUCCGUGGAACAGCUGAAUCUGCAUGUCGGUCAGGAGAUGAGUAACAGUGAUCUGUACGACUCGAUGAAGAAGUUUUUCGCCGUUGAAGAAGCUGUGGUCACGAAGCAUCUUGAAUCCGACGAAGAUCAACGAGCGCGCAGCAUUUUGGAGGCAACUACAGUCCGCCGAGGAUCUAGAAUCGAGUCUGGUUUGCUGUGGCGAAAGGACAAUAUCCACUUUCCCGACAGCUACAAGAUGGCGAUGAACAGACUCCUAGGGUUGGAGAAGCGUCUGUCCAGAGAUUCGGAACUUCGACAGAGAGUGAACGAGCAGAUCAACAGCUUCGAACAAAAGCAGUACAUCAGUAAAGCAUCAAAGCAAGAAGUCGACAGUCUAGAUUCCCGCCGUGUCUGGUAUCUACCGCUGGGAGUAGUGAUCAAUCCCAAGAAGCCAGGCAAGAUUCGCAUGGUUUGGGAUGCGGCCGCAAAAGCUUCUGGAGUCUGUUUCAACGAUAUGCUGCUGAAGGGUCCGGAUCUUCUCGUACCGCUAGUAAACGUUUUAUUGCGAUUCAGACAGGGGAAAGUCGCCGUGUGCUCCGACAUUCGGGAAAUGUUCCUCCGAAUCCUCAUCCGUGAUGAAGACAGAUGGUCGCAGUGCUUUCUUUGGAGAAGUAGUCCGGAGGAAGAAGUACAAGUUUACGUAAUCAACGUGGCGAUGUUCGGUGCAACCAGCUCGCCAUGUACAGCGCCGUUUGUGAAGAACUGGAAUGCUUCUGACUACAGCGAGCAGUACCCCAGAGCAGUGGAAGCAGUUACCAAGAACCACUACGUGGAUGACUUCCUCGACAGCGUCAACUCGGUGGAAGAAGCAGUACAGUUGGUACAGCAAGUGCAAGAUAUCCAUGCAGCAGCCGGUUUCCAGUUUGGGAAGAUACUGUCCAACGAGCAGGAAGUGCUAGACCGACUAGGAGAGACGAGUACAGCGAUCAGUAAACCAUUGCCAGUGGACAAAGACCGAACAUACGAACAUGUUCUCGGCGUCACAUGGAUUCCGCCGGAAGAUGCCUUCACAUUCAAUAGCCAGGGAUUGGAGGAAGUUCUAGGUGCCGAUUGGGCGAUACCAACGAAGCGCCAGGUCCUGCGUAUCGUGAUGAAGCUCUACGAUCCCUUAGGAUUCAUCGCACACUUCGUCGUCCAAGGGAAGAUUCUGAUGCAGGAGAUUUGGCGGACCGGUACAAACUGGGACGAGCCUAUUGCGGAGCAACCACGCGAACUUUGGACAAGAUGGAUGGAGCAGUAUCAGCAGAUCAACGAAGUAAACGUUCCGCGAUGCUUCUUCAAGGAUUUCUGUCCGCAGCAGGUCAGCGAUAUCCAGGUCCAUGUGUUCACGGAUGCGAGCGUGUCAGCAUGUGCAUGCGUGGCCUACCUUAGGAUUACAGUAGAUGGAGAGAGUCAGUGUUCGCUGAUCGCAGCAAAAACUAAAGUUGCGCCUCUUCGAGCACUUUCUAUCCCACGUUUGGAAUUGCAGGCUGCCAUGAUGGGUUCCCGUUUGCUACAGAACAUCUGCUCGGCCCUAACCAUCAACAUUCAGAGGCGCUUCCUGUGGUCAGAUUCAGCAACAGUUCUUGCUUGGCUUCGCUCCGAUAGUCGUCGGUAUCAUCAGUUCGUCUCGUUUCGUGUCGGCGAAAUCCUGUCGCUGACUAGUGUGGAUGAAUGGUGCUACGUUCCUUCUCGCGAAAAUGUUGCGGACGACGCCACGAAAUGGAAUGGGGGGCCUUCAUUCGACCCGGGUUGCCGUUGGUACCAGGGUCCAGCAUUUCUGCAAGAUCCGGAAAGUCAGUGGCCUACGGAACGGCCAGGAGAUACAGCGGAAGCAUAUGCGACCACCGAAGAAAUUCGCCUCGUUGCAGUACACCGAACAGUAGUGGAAGUGAUAGAUAUUGAACGAUUUUCCAACUGGAACCGACUGCUACGUGCGACAGCAUAUGUUCACCGAGCUGUAGCAGUAUGGAAGCAUUCAACGAGCGGGACAAGAUCGCUUAAAGUACUGAGCCAGAGUGAAUUUGCGAAAGCUGAAGAAACACUUUGGCGACAGGCGCAAGAACAGGCGUAUCCGGAAGAAGUUCAGCUGUUGGAAGAAGGACAAAGUGUGACAAAAGACAGUUCAAUUCGUGCGCUGUUUCCAUUCCUGGACGAAAAAGGAGUUCUACGGGUUGGCGGCAGAAUCGAACAAGCUCCAUCGAUUUCAUACGAAGCGAAGCACCCAGUCGUGUUGCCGAGAAGUCAUCGGAUCACAUACCUCGUUGUGCUCAGCUUCCACCAGCAGUUCCUGCACGAGAACACCGAGACAGUGUGCAACGAAUUGAGGCAACGGUUCUACAUUCCGAGGAUGCGAACAGUAGUGCGGAGCGUAUGUCGUAGCUGUCAGUACUGCAAGAUUAAGAAAGCAGCACCAGUUCCACCGAUCAUGGGACCGCUUCCGAAGGUUCGUUUGACUCCCUUCAUUCGUCCGUUUACGUACGUCGGCGUUGACUACCUGGGUCAUUUCGAAGUGAAAGUCGGUCGCAGUAUUGUGAAGCGGUGGAUCUGUUUGUUCACGUGCCUCACAGUUCGAGCAGUUCAUCUGGAGCUAGCACACAGUCUGUCAACGAAGUCUUGCGUAAUGGCGUUCAGGCGUUUCGUUAAUCGGCGAGGAGCUCCGCUGCAAGUAUUCUCGGACAACGGUACCAACUUUGUGGGAGCCAGUCGUCAGUUGUCAGAGGAGAUCCAGAGGAUUAGAACCAUCAACGAGGAUUGUGCGGCUACGUUUACUAACGCCCGUACGCAGUGGCACUUCAACGUUCCUGCAGCUCCGCACAUGGGAGGACCGUGGGAGCGGAUGGUGAAGUCUGUAAAAGUAGCAAUGGCAGCAAUAUCCGACAGUCCGCAUCAUCCGAGUGACGAGGUGUUCGAAACCAUAAUGCUGGAAGUAGAGGGGAUCGUUAACAGUCGUCCACUGACCUACGUUCCCUUAGAAGCAGACGAUCAAGAAGCGCUCACUCCGAAUCACUUCUUGCUGUACGGUUCGAGCGGCAUAAAGCAGCCUACAGUCGAUCAGUCAGUCAGUCUUCGAGACAGCUGGUCAGUCGCUAGGAACAUCGUUGACGAAUUCUGGCGCAGAUGGGUGUUGGAGUAUUUGCCGAUGUUAACAAGGAGGACGAAGUGGUUCGAGAACGUGAAACCUUUGGAGCCUGGUGAUCUAGUCGUGAUAGUAGAUGAACAGACACGAAACAGUUGGGAAAGAGGAAGGAUUCUUGAGGUCUUUCCGGACAAAUCAGGCCAAGUUCGACGUGCAGUAGUACAGACAGCUCGAGGAGUCUUCGCCAGGCCGGCAGUGAAGCUGGCAGUCCUGGAUGUGGCGAGCAACGAUAAGAAGGCGGAUGGAGUCGCACCGGAAACGGAAGUGGUUCACGGGGCGGGGAAUGUUACCGGCAACACUGUUGACCGCGAAACGAUGGUGAAACCACCGUCCGUUCCCUCGUAACUGAGCGGCUGUCGCCGAGUGGACUGACAGAUCAGACAGCAGCUGAUAGAACAAAGACAGACAGAUUCAUUUAGAUUUCGCUAGUACACAAUUAGGCAGCGUUUUUGGCAAGCAAGUGAAUUCAGUGGAUUAUUUCGAUAGUUAAAAUCAGUAAAAUUACAGUAGUUUCGGACAAAGUCAGCACCGCACAGUAAGGAAAAAAUCCAGUUAGUCAAGGUACGUUUUGUACAGAAGUCAGAAUCAUUCUCAUGUCCGUAGUUCAUAACCUGAAAUGAAACAAUAAUGUAAUUUCUGUAGAUUGUACUGUCCACGUUAUUCCCGGUUACCGACACACCAGAAAAGUGACCGAAAAAUACCGAAAUUGUAAGUAUUUACUGUUAACUGAUAACUGACAACCCACCAAACUCGACUGAAUUUGAUUAAAUAAAAUUACAGCUUUGUAGCUGCUAAGUUUGCAACUGAAAGAACGGUGUUUGUUCUGACGAUCG